GACACCCAUUGACAAACUGCUAUUAUUCCAUAUUGUUUGAAAAACAUGAACUUUUUCUUUAUAGUAAACAAGCGAACAUUCUUAAUUGUUAUAAAAGGAAGUAUUAACAAUGGAAAGUGAAAGUCUAGAAGAAUAUUCAGUUAAUCAAAUAUCAAGCUCUAAUGAACCGGCAAGAGAUUUAAAUACAAGUUUAGACACUGAUGAAUGCUCGUAUCAAUAUCCUGAUUUGUUUACCGGCAAAACUUUGUUGGAAUUAUGUAAUUCAUCUUGGUCUCGUUCCCAAAAGGCACAAGAUGAUAUUCAACCUUAUCUUCGAGGGUGUAAAUGGUCUCCCGAUGGUACAUGCUGUCUAUCAGUUGUAAAUAAUGACGGAAUGCAUGUGACAGAAUUGCCUAGAGAUUUAUACUCUGGAUGUCCUACACCGAACCGGACUAUUGAUAUUUUGGAAUCUGCUGUACACAUGAAAGAAGCUGGUUUAGUCUAUGAUUUUUGUUGGUAUCCGGGUAUGAAUAGUGGUAUACCUGAAACUUGUUGCUGGCUUACAACUAUACAGAAUUCUCCUAUACAAAUGUGGGAUGCAUUUGAUGGUUCAUUAAGAUGCACUUACAGAGGAUUCAAUGCUGUUGAUGAAAUGGAGCCUGCUUUGUCCUUAACAUUUUCUCAAGAGGGCUCCAGAAUCAUAGCAGGAUACAAGAAGGUUAUAAGAACAUUUGAUGUUGAUAGGCCUGGUAGAGAUUUUGCUGAGCAUAAGGUGACAAGUCCAGCUUCCUGUUUUGCCACUAACAGCAAUUUACUUGCUGUUGGUUCUUGGAAUACCACCAUCAACUUGUAUAAUGUUAACGAGAUGGGUACAUAUAAAAGCAUCGGUAAAAUGCAUGGACAUGCAGGUGGAGUAACUCAUAUGAAAUUCACACCGGAUGGUAUAAGACUCGUUUCUGGGGCACGAAAAGACCACAGGUUUCUCGUGUGGGACAUAAGGUACUAUAGGAGACCUUUGAAUGUAUUGACAAGGGCCAUCAACACUAACCAAAGGAUAUAUUUUGAUAUAUCACCUUGUGGAAAAUAUUUGGUAACUGGAGGUACUGAUGGAGUGUUGAAGGUUUGGGAUGUAGACCGCGUCGAUUGGAAAAACAGUUUAGAUCCAAGUGAAGAUGAUGGUGAUAAUGUCACUUAUAAGUUCCCAUUGCACAAUGAUUGCUGUAAUAGUGUGUCUGUUCAUCCAUUGAGGCCUAUAUUAGCUACUGGGUCAGGACAGUAUCACUUCAAAGAUCCAUUAGUAGCUUUAGAAGAUGAAUCCAUACAGUUAAAUGGGACACUAGAUAAUAUAAAUAAUGGGACAUUAGAUAAUAUAAACAAUGGGACAGAUAUAAGUGACAAUGACCUACGAUAUUCACGUGAAGCAGAGAACAGUGUAGUAUUUUGGUGGAUUGGUGAUAUUUUGCAAGACAAUACUUAAUGUGAAUUUAAAGUCUAUAAAGUUAAUAAAGUGAUUGUUUAAUC
Messenger RNA from Diatraea saccharalis (sugarcane borer), 1500 nucleotides. Lineage: Eukaryota; Metazoa; Arthropoda; Insecta; Lepidoptera; Crambidae. The record is from the annotation of a GenBank genome assembly.